AUGUAAGGGGAGUGGGUAUGUAUAUAAAGUGCCGUUUGCAUCUGAUAGCUCGACGAAGCCAGCUAUGAGAGGCCUAGGGAGAUGGAUGCGUAGGGGAAGCGCCACUUUGACUGAGAGAAAGGUCAGGAGCUCGUUGCCCCGCCGCUGAGAAGUUCCUUGGACGCGAACAGACGUCCACUGCAGCUAGGCAGAGCGCAGAGCGAGCGAGGGAGCGAACGAGCGCCUCCGAGUCGCCAGUGCUCGCUGAGGGGAGAGGUAGUUCGCGCCCCGCGGCCCCAGCUCGGCCCCGCGCACCCAGCCAUGGCGGAGGUGGGGGGAGUCUUCGCCUCCUUGGACUGGGACCUGCACGGCUUCUCCUCGUCUCUGGGGAACGUGCCCUUAGCUGACUCCCCGGGUUUCCUGAACGAGCGCCUAGGCCAGAUCGAGGGGAAGCUGCAGCGCGGCUCGCCCACAGACUUCGCCCACCUGAAGGGGAUCCUGCGGCGCCGCCAGCUGUACUGCCGCACCGGCUUCCACUUGGAGAUCUUCCCCAACGGCACUGUGCAUGGCACCCGCCACGACCACAGCCGUUUCGGAAUCCUAGAGUUUAUCAGCCUGGCUGUGGGGUUGAUCAGCAUCCGGGGAGUGGAUUCUGGCCUAUACUUAGGAAUGAACGAGCGAGGAGAACUAUAUGGGUCGAAAAAACUCACACGUGAAUGUGUUUUCCGGGAACAGUUUGAAGAAAACUGGUACAACACCUAUGCUUCAACCUUGUACAAACACUUGGACUCGGAGAGACAGUAUUAUGUGGCCUUGAAUAAAGACGGCUCACCCCGGGAGGGAUACAGGACUAAACGACACCAGAAAUUCACUCACUUUUUGCCCAGGCCAGUAGAUCCUUCUAAGUUGCCUUCCAUGUCCAGAGACCUCUUCCGCUAUAGGUAAUGGACCCCUAGUGUGACCUCUGUGACCCCUAGGGCCACAGUUGUCUCUGCAAGCACUAUACUCAUAGCUUUUCAGUCUUCUUUCCUAUAAAUUUAGAUAACAGAGAAGCACUUAAUGUUCAACUCAACCCAACUGUUCCCUUGUUCAAAGUGUAUAUCAAAGUUGGGUUAUUUGGGAGAGGGAUGUGGGAGGAUGGGUGGGCUACAGGGAAUCUUGUAUAUACUUAUUUCUUUACUCAUGUUCUUUCCCCCGAGGUGGCACGAGAAAGAAUGGGGGCCCCUGCCAAGGGCCAGGGGUAUCUUGCCCCACAAUCCACCCAAAUACUUUGACAAUGGGUAAAUGAAAGACCAAGAAAUCUGCCAUAGAUGCUACAUACAGAGCUUUGGGAAAGUCUCCUUAAAAUCCUUGGGGCUAUGGCCCUGUUGCAGGUCAUCCCUGCACUGGCUAUGGAGAUUUAUCAUCUGUCCCGACAUGCAGGUUUCCUGCCAUUGGAACUGGGAGAUGGGGUAGAUUGUGAGAAAAUGAUAUUAAAAUGUAAGCAUGGAUACUGUGCAUAAGGACAAACUAUUUAUGAAAUGUACAUGCUAUUUAUUUUAUAUAUUUAUUUAUUUCAAAAUAAUUUUAUUUUUAAUGAGAGAUGCUAUGACUGGAUUUUCAUCAGAAAGAAUAAGGUCCUACUGAAACAGGAUAAAUGAGUUAUG
Messenger RNA from Felis catus (domestic cat), 1625 nucleotides. It is a transcript of the gene FGF16, whose product is annotated as fibroblast growth factor 16. The record is from RefSeq and is a predicted model, not a curated record. Gene Ontology annotation, biological process: fibroblast growth factor receptor signaling pathway; animal organ morphogenesis; positive regulation of cell population proliferation. Lineage: Eukaryota; Metazoa; Chordata; Mammalia; Carnivora; Felidae. The transcript has 3 exons. Bases 301 to 924 code for a protein of 207 amino acids. Gene Ontology annotation, cellular component: cytoplasm. Gene Ontology annotation, molecular function: growth factor activity; fibroblast growth factor receptor binding.